Haemorhous mexicanus (house finch) is the source of this 1921-nucleotide messenger RNA. Its product is annotated as RNA-binding protein 42-like. NCBI's taxonomy places the organism in Eukaryota, Metazoa, Chordata, Aves, Passeriformes, Fringillidae. Bases 87 to 623 code for a protein of 178 amino acids. The record is from RefSeq and is a predicted model, not a curated record. Gene Ontology annotation, molecular function: mRNA binding. The transcript has 4 exons.
CCCCACAGGAGGAGACCCCGCCCCCCAGGGCCCCGCCCCCUGAAGAGCCUCGGAUUGGGCCCAGCCUCCCGGCUCCGCCCCCUGCCAUGGCCACGCCCCCUCCGGAGCCACGCCCUGGCCCUGCCCACAUCGCACCGGUGCCACGCCCCCUGCGCAGGCCACGCCCACAGGAUCCGCCCUUCCCUGUGCCUGAGGUGGGGGCGGAGCCGGCGGCCGAGGACAAGCGGAAGGGGCGGGGCGAGCGGCUGAAGCGCUGCAUCCGCACGGCGGCCGGGAGCAGCUGGGAGGAUCCCAGUCUGCUGGAGUGGGACGCUGACGAUUUCCGCAUCUUCUGCGGGGACCUGGGCAACGAGGUGAACGACGAGACGCUGGGCCGCGCCUUCGGGCGCUUCCCGUCCUUCCUGAAGGCCAAGGUGAUCCGGGACAAGCGCUCGGGCAAGACCAAGGGCUACGGCUUCGUGUCCUUCAAGGACCCCAACGACUACGUCAGGGCCAUGCGCGAGAUGAACGGGAAGUACGUGGGCAGCCGGCCCAUCAAGCUGCGCAAGAGCCAAUGGAAGGAUCGGAACCUGGAGGUGGUGAGGCGCAAACAGCGCGAGAAGAAGAAACUGGGCCUGAGAUAGCCCCAACUGGGACAAACUGGGACAGACUGGGACAGACUGGGGCUGAGAUAGCCCCAACUGGGAUGGACUGGGACAGACUGGGGCUGAGAUGGCCCCAACUGGGACAAACUGGGACAGACUGGGCCUGAGAGAGCCCCAACUGGGACAGACUGGGACAGACUGGGCCUGAGAUAGCCCCAACUGGGAUGGACUGGGACAGACUGGGACAGACUGGGCCUGAGAUGGCCCCAACUGGGACAAACUGGGACAGACUGGGCCUGAGAUAGCCCCAACUGGGAUGGACUGGGACAGACUGGGACAGACUGGGCCUGAGAUAGCCCCAACUGGGACAAACUGGGACAGACUGGGCCUGAGAGAGCCCCAACUGGGACAGACUGGGACAGACUGGGCCUGAGAUGGCCCCAACUGGGACAAACUGGGACAGACUGGGACAGACUGGGCCUGAGAUGGCCCCAACUGGGACAAACUGGGACAGACUGGGCCUGAGAUGGCCCGAACUGGGAUGGACUGGGACAGACUGGGCCUGAGAUGGCCCAAACUGGGACAAACUGGGACAGACUGGGACAGACUGGGCCUGAGAUGGCCCCAACUGGGACAAACUGGGACAGACUGGGACAGACUGUGCCUGAGAUAGCCCCAACUGGGACAAACUGGGACAGACUGGGCCUGAGAUGGCCCGAACUGGGACGGACUGGGACAGACUGGGCCUGAGAUGGCCCGAACUGGGACAAACUGGGACAGACUGGGCCUGAGAUGGCCCAGACUGGGACAAACUGGGACAGACUGGGCCUGAGAUGGCCCAAACUGGGAUGGACUGGGACAGACUGGGCCUGAGAUGGCCCCAACUGGGAUGGACUGGGACUAACUGGGCCUGAGAUAGCCCGAACUGGGACAAACUGGGACAGACUGGGACAGACUGGGCCUGAGAUAGCCCCAACUGGGACGGACUGGGACAGACUGGGCCUGAGAUAGCCCCAACUGGGACGGACUGGGACAAACUGGGCCUGAGAUAGCCCGAACUGGGAUGGACUGGGACAGACUGGGCCUGAGAUGGCCCCAACUGGGACAAACUGGGACAGACUGGGCCUGAGAUGGCCUGAACUGGGACAAACUGGGACAGACUGGGCCUGAGAUGGCCUGAACUGGGACAAACUGGGACAGACUGGGCCUGAGAUGGCCCGAACUGGGAUGGACUGGGACAGACUGGGGCUGAGAUAACCCGGACUGGGACGGACUGGGACAAACUGGGAGGGACUGGGAGGGAGCGGGACGGCAAUAAAGGUGAAGUUAGGGCUGUG